AUGCUCUAGUAAAUCAAUUAAAUUCUUGAUGAUAUGAGAUGGACUAUGGAAGUGCUCUCAAACAGUUAAUUGCCAAUCAAAUAACAUAAUUAAUAUAAGUUUGAAUGUUUCCUCUAAUCAACUAAUAGCUAGUGGUUCUGA
This is a messenger RNA of Paramecium octaurelia, 141 nucleotides long. The record is from the annotation of a GenBank genome assembly. Lineage: Eukaryota; Ciliophora; Oligohymenophorea; Peniculida; Parameciidae.